Theobroma umbraticum is the source of this 3427-nucleotide messenger RNA. It is a transcript of the gene TAF4B, whose product is annotated as TBP-associated factor 4B. The record is from RefSeq and is a predicted model, not a curated record. NCBI's taxonomy places the organism in Eukaryota, Viridiplantae, Streptophyta, Magnoliopsida, Malvales, Malvaceae. Gene Ontology annotation, cellular component: transcription factor TFIID complex. Gene Ontology annotation, molecular function: protein heterodimerization activity; DNA binding; RNA polymerase II general transcription initiation factor activity. Gene Ontology annotation, biological process: transcription initiation at RNA polymerase II promoter.
UACUGUUUUCCCGAUCCGCUGUCAAAAAUACUCUCUCUCCUUUGUGAAAUUUUCCAAUCAAAUUGCUAGUUCUUUUCUUAAUAUCUUUUAUUUUAUUAUUUUAGUUUUCAAUUUCUAUGCAAAUUUCGUAAUUUCGUAAGCUGAAGGGAUUCCAGUUAUCUGCCGUUGAGGCACAGAGGCGACAGCCGAUUGCGGAAAAAGUUUGUCAUGGACCCUUCCAUAGUAAAACUCCUUGAAGAAGACGAGGACGAGUCUAUGCAUUCUGGAGCAGACGUGGAGGCCUUCCAGGCUGCCUUGAAUCGAGAUAUCGAAGGCGAUACCUCCACUACUUCUCAGCCGUCUGGUUCAAAUACCGCAGUUUUGUCUCAAGGAAGCAAUCCAGCUUCCAGUCAGUCAGUUGCACAAUGGCCGACCAAGGGGCAAGAUGGAAACACCAACUUUCAAAAUCAACAAGCCCUUCAAAGUGCACAGCAACAACUGCAGCCUUCUUCUGAAAUGGAGCAAAAGCAACAGGGAGCUGUUGUUGCAGGGAAUCAGCAACAAGCACGACAGCCAAAUGAUGUUCCCCAAGAGAUUAAUCGUCUACCACUACAACAAAAACAACCCCAAGAUGAUCGUCAGCAAGGAGUAGCUGAACAAGUUUCUGCCCAAGUUCCUCAAUCGACUGGGGUUCAGACUACUGAAAAAAGUCCUAUCCCAGCACGUGAACCAGAGAGAACCAAUAAUCAAGACAGUGAAUCACAAUAUAUGAAAUUACAGAAGAUGAGUAAUCAGCAGGCUGGUGGGACAGAGCAGCCGAAUAAUCCUAUGAAUCGAGGAAAGCAGGUUCCGUUUGCUGUUUUGUUGCCUGCCUUACUGCCCCAACUUGAUAAAGACAGAGCCAUGCAGCUUCAUACCUUGUAUGGUAAACUAAAGAAAAAUGAAAUUGCAAAAGAUGGAUUUGUCCGACACAUGAGAGAUAUUGUAGGAGACCAGAUGCUGAGGUUAGCAGUUAACAAGCUACAAGUGCAGAUGAGUUCCAACCAAUUCCCAUUACAGUCCCAGGCGGCAGCACGGCAGAAUACUCCGAGGAUGCCAUCUGUUGGUGCUGGUGCCGCACAGUUCACUGGUCCACAUUCGUUAGCUCAGCUGCAGCAAAAAGGCCCUAAUUCUCCUGCCACUCCAUCCCGUGCUCCCUCUCCAGCAGUCCCCAUGCAGACAAAUUCAAGUUAUUCAUCCUCUCAAAACAAUGCUCAAAAAUCUCAAGAGAUGGACCGCCAAUCAGAUUCUCGCUUUGGAGUGCUAGGAAGCCAAAUUUCUUCCUUUAGUACAACCACCGUGAAUCAAGAAAGAGACCGCUCUUCAAUUCCAGUACAAGGACUUAACAAGCAGCAACAACAACAUUUGAAUUUCCCUCAAGCUUCUUUUUCCAUGCAUGGGAGCAGUAGUUAUCACCCAUACUCUGGACCUAGUGUUAAUACUUCGGGAUCCUCUUUAAAGCCGCAACCUCAUGAUUCACAAAUGAGGCAAACUGCACAUCAUCAAAGCAUGGGAUCAAAUCCUGUAGGAGGACCAACCCAGGCCAUGAACGUGAUGAGUGGACCUAAGUUUGAGAGGCAAAACUCUAGUCAUGACCCAAAUAGGUUGCAGGGUGGUUCUCUUUCUCACUUUUCAAAUAGUUCAGUUCCUUGGCAAGCGUCAUCAAGUAAGGAGACGAAUCCUGGCCCUUUGUCAUCAGUGACAUAUGUGAAACAGGAAUCCGUUGAUCAAGGUGCUGAGCACCAGCACAAACCUCAUUUGUCUGCAUCCCAGGGAUUGCCUACUGCACUAGGUGAACAGGGAAAUGCAGUUACAACUACUCCAAAGGAUGAGCCUUUAGAGAAGCAGUCUGCUAGAAUUGGCUUCUCAACGCCUAAUAGUAUGGUGCCUCCUAAUUCAGUUUCUUCCGUCACGACACAAGUGGAUUCUAAUGUCCCGUUGGGCUCUCGGAAUCCAUCUGUGCCCUCUUUGGCUGGAGCCAACACAAGAACACCUCAAAAAAAGCCUUCUGUUGGCCAGAAGAAACCACUUGAAAGUAUUGGCUCAUCACCACCACCAUCAAGUAAGAAGCAAAAAGUAGCUGGAGCCUUUUUGGAUCAGAGCAUUGAACAACUGAAUGAUGUCACUGCUGUCAGUGGAGUCAAUCUCAGGGAAGAGGAGGAGCAACUAUUUUCUGGCCCCAAAGAUGACAGUCGAGUUUCAGAAGCAUCUAGAAGGGUUGUGCAAGAGGAAGAAGAAAGACUGAUUUUGCAAAAAACUCCAUUGCAAAAGAAAUUGGCUGAAAUUAUGGCCAAAAGUGGUUUGAAGAAUAUAAGCAAUGAUGUUGAGCGAUGCUUGUCCCUGUGUGUGGAGGAAAGAAUGCGUGGACUCAUAUGCAAUUUAAUCAGACUGUCGAAACAGCGGGUUGAUGUUGAGAAGCCUAGGCACCAGACACUCAUCACCUCAGAUGUUCGGCAACAAAUUAUGAUGAUGAAUCGGAAGGCUAGGGAAGAAUGGGAGAAAAAGCAGGCUGAAGCAGAGAAGCUCAGGAAACUUAAUGAACCUGAGGCUGAGACUGCGGUUGAUGGUGACAAGGAGAAAGAUGACAGUAGAGUAAAAUCAGUAAAGGCAAACAAGGAGGAGGAUGACAAGAUGAGGACCACUGCUGCAAACGUUGCUGCACGGGCUGCUGUUGGAGGGGAUGACAUGCUGUCAAAAUGGCAACUUAUGGCUGAGCAAGCCCGCCAGAAACGUGAGGGGGGAAUGGAUGCAGCAUCUGGUUCUCAAGCCGGUAAAGAUGUGAACCACAGGCCUGUAUCUGCAUCUGUAAAAAAUACAAAGGACAAUCAAGAAUCAGAAAAGAGGGGCCCGCUCAGUCCUAUUGCAUCUGGGGCUAGUAGGAAAUUUGGCAGGAACCAAGUUGUCACACCGCAAACUAGAGUGGCUCGUACUAUUUCUGUUAAGGAUGUGAUUGCAGUUCUGGAAAGAGAGCCCCAAAUGUCUAAGUCUACACUUAUUUAUCGCUUGUAUGAAAAAAUCCGCUCCGAGGCUGCGGCUGAGUGAUUAUCUUGUACCUUUAUGCCAUGGUGUCUGAAUGUUUUCUAGCAGGGAUCUGAUUACAGAUAAUGGAAUUUGAGAUGCCUUGGCCGAUUUAUCCUUUAGCUUAAUGGCAGAGAGUUUGAUAAAACAGCUGGAUAAGUGGUAUUUCAAGGUUUAGGUGCUGUAUCAACCAGAUCUUUACUGCAUUAUCCAGGCUUCAGAACACCAACAUAAGGACCACCUAGAUCAUUUCAUGUUUAUUCUUUUGUAAUUAUUAUAAUUAAAAGUUGUAACAAAUAUACUUGUCUUUCAUUAAUCUUUAUUUCUAGCAAACUAAACACUGUUUUCUUAUUAAUUUUAAUGCUCUACUCUUAAUAACUUUUUUUUUUCU